UUGCGGUGACACCCGGAAGAGAAGGUGUUGUCGGCAGAUUCCAGCUGAGAUCUGAGAUCGGCUUCACCAUGAAUGUGGUGCUGGCCGUCAAGCAAUAUGUGUCCAAGAUGAUAGAGGACAGCGGGCCGGGCAUGAAGGUGCUGCUGAUGGACAAGGAGACGACAAGUGUGGUCAGUAUGGUCUACACCCAGUCUGAGAUCCUGCAGAAGGAGGUCUACCUGUUCGAACGCAUCGACUCGGCCAACCGGGAGAGCAUGAAGCACCUGAAGGCCAUAUGUUUCCUCCGACCCACCAAGGAAAAUGUUGAGUACCUGAUCAAGGAGCUGCGAAGACCAAAGUACAGCGUCUACUUCCUCUAUUUUAGCAAUGUGAUCAGUAAGAGUGAUGUGAAGUCUCUGGCAGAGGCGGAUGAACAGGAGGUGGUGUCGGAGGUGCAGGAGUUUUACGGAGAUUACAUUGCUGUGAACCCUCAUGUCUUCUCGUUAAACGUUGUCGGCUGCUAUCAGGGUCGGAACUGGGACCCCGUCCAGCUGUCUAGAGCCACACAAGGACUGACCGCUCUGCUCCUCUCCCUGAAGAAGUGUCCGAUGAUCCGAUACCAACUCUCCUCAGAAAUGGCCAAGAGGCUGGCAGAAGGGGUGAAGCAAGUCAUCACCAAGGAGUAUGAGCUGUUUGAUUUCCGCCGCACGGAGGUGCCGCCCCUGCUUCUCAUCCUGGACCGAUCUGAUGACGCCAUCACGCCUCUGCUCAACCAGUGGACGUACCAGGCAAUGGUCCACGAGUUACUGGGCAUCAACAACAACCGGAUUGACCUGUCCCGCGUGCCCGGCAUCAGCAAGGAUCUGAAGGAAGUGGUGCUGUCUGCAGAGAACGACGAGUUCUACGCUAAUAACAUGUACUUGAAUUUUGGAGAGAUUGGGACCAACAUUAAGAACCUGAUGGAAGAUUUCCAAAGGAGGAAACCCAAAGAACAGCAGAAGCUGGAGUCCAUUGCCGAUAUGAAGGCUUUUGUAGAAAACUACCCCCAGUUCAAGAAAAUGUCUGGCACGGUGUCCAAACAUGUGACUGUGGUGGGGGAGCUGUCCCGUCUGGUGAGUGAGCGCCAUCUAAUGGAGGUGUCUGAGGUGGAACAGGAGCUGGCCUGUCAGAAUGACCACUCCAGUGCUCUACAGAAUGUGAAACGUCUUCUGCAGAACCAGCGCGUUUCAGAACUUGACGCCACGUGUCUGGUCAUGCUGUAUGCUCUGCACUAUGAGCGGCACAGCAACAACGCUCUGCAAAGUCUCCUCUCUGACCUCCGUAAUCGAGGGGUGUCUGAAAAGUAUCGCAAGCUGGUGUCUUCUGUAGUAGAGUUCGGUGGUAAGAGAGUCCGAGGCAGCGAUCUCUUCAGUCCAAAGGAUGCCGUGGCCAUCACCAAACAGUUCUUCAAGGGACUCAAGGGGGUGGAGAACGUGUACACUCAGCACCAGCCGUUCCUCCUUGAUACCCUGGACCAGCUUAUAAAAGGGAAACUGAAGGACAACAUGUACCCCUACGUGGGGCCCAGCACGCUGCGAGACCGGCCUCAAGAUAUCAUCGUCUUCAUGGUUGGAGGAGCGACUUAUGAAGAAGCUCAGUUGGUGUAUAACCUGAACCGGAUGACGCCGGGGGUCCGCAUUGUCCUUGGUGGUACCACCAUGCAUAAUACAAAGAGUUUCCUGGAAGAAGUCCAAGCAGCUGGUUUCCAUGGCCGCCCUUCAGAAACGUACCAGGGGACAAUGCGAUCAUCAGUCAGGCGAUGAGGACAAGAACAUGGCGUUGUCCAGCUCUGAACGUGCAGGGGGUCCAUGUGUCAUGCUGUGCACUACAUUCUCCCUCUUCUCCCAUUGUACAUGGUCUAUAUCCCCUCUCAAGAGUGUCCCUUCUCAAGAGCUCCUCAUGGACAGCUACAAACAUAAGAACCUGGACCUUCUUGAGAACGUUUGGACAACCAUUUUUAAGGUGCCUGGCUAGAGCAUGAGGGAACCUUCCCUAUUAUCUUAUGCCAAGGUCUAGGUCCAUAUGCCGCUGCACAGUAGUCCAUCCAUGGAAGUAGCAGAGCUAUGCCAAGUUUUGGUGUUUCUGGGAAUAGGUGGAGAAGAAAAUAAUCACUGUACCAAGGGAGGGGGACAAUGCAAGAAGCGGGUGGGUUUUAAAAUGUGACUUAUUUAACAUGAGGGUGGGAUGUGGGCGAUAACCCUGGUGUAUUUUGUAUUUGUGGCUCAAAAUCUGCUUCGCCCAUUGGUCUCCUAUCGCACCCUGACCUUCCAGUUUUGGCCUUGGUCUCCUGUGAAAUGGGAGAGUUUGAGGCAGCUUUGUUAGGAUUUGGUUGAGUGACUAAUUUCAGCCCAAUGUUUCCUAGAAGGGUAUGUGCAUCUUGAAAGAGGUCCAUUUAGAAAUGGGGCAUUAAGGCUGACAGGCCGAAAAAGGAUGACAUGGCUGCAUUGGCCAAGAGAGACGCGUCCUGGAGGUGGCCAACCUGGCCUAAUGGCCAUACACACUAUAGAUAUAGGUCGGCUGAACAUGCUGCCCAUCUAACGUUCAUCAUGGUCUCCUGGCUGAUUUGAGGGAUGUAAGGGUUGGGCAGAUGGAUUUCAACUUGCCCUAUCAUUAUAUUCUCAGGGAGAUAAGCCAGUGCAGGAGGAGUCUGGUGGCGGUUUACUAACCGCAUGUGUAUAGAGGGGUCGGGAGAGAUGAUGUGUAUAGCAGGCCUUACUGUGAUUGAAGGGGUUAUCUGGACUAGGUUCAGUAGUAGCCUGCAAUUGGCUGUUAUCACUGGGCAAGCCGGUGUCCAUCAGACUAAAGGUGCUCGGGAACAGGCACAGCGCUAUACACUAGGUAGUGGCCAUGAAUGAUACUGGAGCUCUCUCCCAUACACCUCAAAAGUCCCUAUGAUCUGAAUGGUCGGCUUCUGUAUAAUGAUGGUCCAUAGCUUUGGGCAAGAUUUGUCACCUCUGUGCAUCCAUGCGUUUCUCCUGCAGUGACUGUAGUGUGUAUCAUGUGUUCCUCGUGUACUAAAUAAAUGUCUAAUAUUUUA
This is a messenger RNA of Bufo bufo (common toad), 3055 nucleotides long. RefSeq names its product vacuolar protein sorting 45 homolog (gene VPS45). The record is from RefSeq and is a predicted model, not a curated record. Lineage: Eukaryota; Metazoa; Chordata; Amphibia; Anura; Bufonidae. The coding region runs from base 69 to 1781 and encodes 570 amino acids. Gene Ontology annotation, cellular component: Golgi membrane. Gene Ontology annotation, biological process: vesicle-mediated transport; intracellular protein transport. The transcript is spliced from 15 exons.